CGAUACCCCCCAUUCAAUUGAAGCAAGCAUUCGUUGCGCGUGACCGAUUGUUGACCCUACUUACUCGAAGAGAUACCCGUCUCCCAGAUGGCAUCGACUCCGACUCAACAAACCAUCUACAUUGUCUACAGCAACAGCACCAAAUUCUUCGGUCAACUAGCAUAUGGCAUCCGUCGAAUGAGCACCACUGUCGGCAGUACACCUUGCCCAGCACUCGAAUUGACACACGGUGGACUCAGCACCACGGAACGACCCGAGUGGGUGGAAGCCAAAAAGUCCAUCCCUAUCCCUAUUCAACAAUUGCAUUACGACGAAAUUCCUUCAGAUUUGAAAAAAUUCAUCGAAUCAAACAAAUACGAAUAUCCAUGUGUGGUGGCAAAGGGAGGAACUAGUGGUCGAUUCAAUGUCCUGUUGGCCGAUAGUGAGAUUUCAGACUAUGCUGAAGAUCCCGCCAAAUUCGUCAAGAUUCUCGAAUAUCGUGCAGUUCAGGCUGGUUUGACGUGGACGAAGUAAGGUGGUGAGUCAGUCAGUCUCAAUUCGGCUCGACUUGAUUCAACUCAGUUCAGCUUAGUGUUGGCGGUGUUAGAAGGUCGUGAAUUUUGUUUGCUGUCCAGCAGUAUCAGAUUGUUUGUCUGAUUUGACGUUAUACCAAAUUCUCACGCUUAGGAAGACGAAUAUAAACCAAGUCUUUGGAUCGUUCAUUUCAGGACAAUCGAUC
Exophiala mesophila is the source of this 718-nucleotide messenger RNA. RefSeq lists its product as uncharacterized. The record is from RefSeq and is a predicted model, not a curated record. The transcript is spliced from 2 exons. The coding region runs from base 88 to 513 and encodes 141 amino acids. Lineage: Eukaryota; Fungi; Ascomycota; Eurotiomycetes; Chaetothyriales; Herpotrichiellaceae.